AUGCUGGAUGGGCUUCACCAAUGGACCACGGAUGCGAGGCGACAGCACUCAGGCACUGCGAAAGACGUCCCAUUAUCGAGAAUCAUCCUCGAGAACUUAAACGGAACCAUUCGAGACGGCGUCGCCGGCCAGAUUCUUUGCGUCCUGCUCCUCGAGGUCCCAUUCCGGGUCUCUGCAGUGGCCGACCAGUUCACAAAAGUGGCGGGUCAUCCUGCAUCCAUCAUUGGCAGAUGCGGCCCUGGCGGCCUCCUCGCAGCUGAAAUCAUCCCCAACCGGUCAGAUCAGCCAUGGCGUUGGCCGGGGGUUGUGAGCUGA
This is a messenger RNA of Aspergillus terreus NIH2624, 315 nucleotides long. RefSeq lists its product as uncharacterized. The transcript has a single exon. The coding region runs from base 1 to 315 and encodes 104 amino acids. The record is from RefSeq and is a predicted model, not a curated record. Lineage: Eukaryota; Fungi; Ascomycota; Eurotiomycetes; Eurotiales; Aspergillaceae.